Molecule: messenger RNA, 7953 nt
Organism: Ruditapes philippinarum (Manila clam)
Lineage: Eukaryota; Metazoa; Mollusca; Bivalvia; Venerida; Veneridae
Product: xanthine dehydrogenase/oxidase-like
Exons: 33
Molecular function (GO): FAD binding; xanthine dehydrogenase activity; molybdenum ion binding
Source: RefSeq, a predicted model, not a curated record
UAUCGCCUCUAUAAAGAAGUUGUUAUCAGUUGGACAAACAGUCCCAAGGUUUAAUUUUACUUGUUGUCACACUUUGCUGAAGUUAUCUACUUUAUAGCAUUGCACGGAGUGUCAUACCUCAUUUAUUGUGCAAAGCUAGAAAGAGCAUGGAUUAGGAAAAUAACGUAAAUAAUUGUUGUAUAUUUACAAAACACAAUAAUGUCAGAGGAGAAGAAAAGUGAACUUGUAUUUUAUGUGAAUGGAAAGAAGAUUGUGGAGAAGAAUGCUGAGCCUGAAACAACUUUACUGCAAUAUCUCAGACAGAAUUUGGGUUUGACAGGUACAAAGCUAGGAUGUGGAGAAGGAGGUUGUGGUGCAUGUACUGUGAUGGUAUCCAAGUUUGACCACUCCAACAAGAAAAUAUGUCAUUCCUCUGUGAAUGCCUGUCUAGCACCACUAUGUUCCAUGCAUGGACUGGCAGUAACAACUGUAGAAGGUAUAGGCAGUAUUAAGAAAGGUCUUCAUCCAGUUCAGGAAAGGCUUGCCAAGUCACAUGGAUCUCAGUGUGGAUUUUGUACACCAGGAAUUAUUAUGUCAAUGUAUACACUGCUACGAAAUGAUCCUCAACCUACCGUUCAACACAUGGAAAAAGCUUUUGAAGGUAACUUGUGUAGAUGUACCGGUUAUAGACCUAUCUUAGAUGGUUUCAGAACAUUUACUAAGGAGUACUGUGGUAUGGGUGAAAACUGCUGUAGGAAUAAAAAUGGUAACAACAAUAUCCAGUCACAGGAUGGGGUUGGAACAUCACUUGUUAAUGCCAAAGAAUUCUUGCCACUAGAUGCAACACAAGAUCCAAUAUUCCCACCUGAAUUACAGACAUCUUCCAAAUAUGACACAGAUUAUCUGGUGUAUGAAGGUGAAAGAGUGAUCUGGUAUAGACCAACUAAAUUACAGGAAUUGUUAGAUCUCAAAUCAACCCACCAAGAUGCUCGACUUGUGGUUGGCAACACGGAAAUAGGUGUUGAGAUGAAGUUUAAGAACAUGAAGUACCCUGUGAUGAUAGCACCAACACAUAUACCGGAGCUUGUUGAUAUUACCCACACAGAUCUAGGCAUAAGAUUUGGGGCCUCAGUUACACUCUCCAGGAUUGCAUCAGGAACUUAAACAAGCUAUAGGCAAAUAUCCAGGUCAAAGACAAGAGUAUUUACAGCUUUUGUAGAGAUGUUACGAUGGUUUGCAGGAUACCAGAUUAGAAAUGUUGCUGCUGUUGCAGGUAAUAUUAUAACUGCUAGUCCUAUCUCAGACUUGAACCCUUUAUUCCUGGCAUCGGGUGCCAUAUUGGAAGUACAAAGUAAAGAGGAGGGUAAAAGACAGGUUGUUAUGGAUGAGAAGUUUUUCCUUGGUUACAGAAAGACUGCUUUAAAGUCCACAGAGGUUGUGAUAAAUAUACUGCUUCCUUUUACAUCGAAGAAUGAGUAUUUUGGUGGUUACAAGCAAGCAUAUAGAAGAGAAGAUGAUAUUGCCACAGUUAAUGCAGGGAUUUAUGUACAGUUUGAAGAUAACAGUAAUGUUAUAAAGAAGUUAUCCCUGGCAUAUGGAGGCAUGUCUGUUAUAACUGUAAUGCCCACAAAAACUAUGUCAGCUGCUGUAGGAAGGAAGUGGGAUGAAAGUCUAGUCACAGAUGUAUGCAAGCAGCUAGCCGAUGAUCUCCCGUUACAAGCUGGAGCACCGGGAGGGAUGGUUGAGUACAGGCGAACCCUUACAAUCAGUUUUUUCUUCAAAUUCUACCUCACAGUACAAAUGCAACUACAGUCUAUGCACCUAUCAAAAACCAAAGUACCUUCAUACUUCCAUAGUGCCACGCCCCCAUUUCACCGUGACUCGUCAAAGAGUAUUCAGAUGUACCAGGAAGUAGCCCCAGGGCAGUUAGAAGAUGACCCCGUCGGUCGUAAUAUCAAACAUAUGUCAGGAAUGAAACAAACUACUGGAGAAGCCAUUUAUAUUGAUGAUAUGCCUAAACUUCACAAUGAGUUGUAUAUGGCAUUUGUAACCAGCAAGAAAGCCUAUGCUAACAUUGUCAAUGUUGAUGCAUCAGAAGCGCUGACAAUGCCUGGGGUUGUGGACUUUAUCUCUCACAAGGACGUCCCCGGUCACAACAAAUGGGGAGCUACUAUUCCAGAUGAUGAGGAAAUCUUUGCUUCAUCUCAGGUACUAUGUGAAGGACAGAUUAUAGCUGGAAUAGUUGCAGAAACUCAAAUACAAGCACAGAGAGCAGCUAAAUGUGUUAAAGUGGAAUAUGAAGAGUUAAAACCAAUCAUCACUAUAAAGGAGGCUAUUGAGGCGGGAUCAUUCUAUGGUAAACCACUGUCAAUUAAUUGUGGUGAUGUGAAUGCAGCAUUCCAGCAAGCUGAUCAUGUGAUAGAAGGUGAAUGUCAUGUGGGUGGUCAGGAACAUUUCUAUCUGGAAACACAAGCUGUCAUUGCUGUGCCUAAAUUAGAAGAUGGUGAAAUGGAAAUGUUUGUGUCCACACAAAAUCCUACUGAAACACAGAGUGUUACAGCAGAGGCAUUAAAUGUUCCUGCCAACAGAAUUGUUGUCCGAGUGAAACGGCUAGGUGGUGGGUUUGGAGGGAAGGAAACCAGAUCCAUUAUCAUUUCUACACCUGUUGCUGUAGCAGCCAACAAACUAGGACGUCCAGUACGUGUGAUGUUAGAUCGUGAUGAGGAUAUGUUGAUGACAGGGACUAGACAUCCUUUCUAUGCAAAAUAUAAAAUAGGAUUUAUGGAUGGAGGAAAGAUAACAGCAUUAGAGGUUGACCUUUAUAGUAAUGCUGGUAUGUCACUGGACCUAUCAUGGGCUGUAACACAGCGUGCAAUGUUUCAUAUAGACAAUGCAUACAAGAUUCCUAAUGUUCGUACAACAGGCCAUGUAUGUAAGACAAAUAUACCAUCCAACACAGCGUUCAGAGGAUUUGGUGGACCGCAGGGCAUGAUGGUAGUUGAACAGUGUUUUACAGAUGUAGCGUACACCCUGGCGGUAUCAUCUGUAAAGAUAAGGGAGCUAAAUCUAUAUCAAGAAGGGGACAUAACUCAUUAUGGGCAGGAACUUGUAAACUGUACUAUCCAGAAAUGUUGGAACGAAUGCAAGACCCAGAGUGAAUAUUUCAGACGUAAAAAGGAAGUGGAUAUAUUUAAUAGUGAAAAUCGUUGGAAGAAAAGAGGUAUCACAAUGGUGGCAACAAAGUUUGGAAUUUCCUAUACUGCUCAGUUCUUAAAUCAGGCUGGUGCAUUGGUACAUAUAUACCAGGAUGGAUCAGUAUUACUAACACAUGGUGGUGUAGAGAUGGGGCAAGGUCUUCACACGAAAAUGAUACAGGUUGCAAGUCGAGCUCUCAAGAUUCCUAUUUCAAAGAUACACAUAAGUGAGGUGGGAACUAAUACAGUACCUAAUACAUCAGCAACAGCCGCUAGCUGUAGUUCUGAUCUCAAUGGCAUGGCAGUUGUUAAUGCUUGUCAGACUUUACUUGAGAGAUUGGAGCCUGUAAUGAGGGAUAAUCCUAAAGGAACAUGGGAAGACUGGGUAAAAUCUGCCUACCUGCAGAGAAUAAGUCUGUCUUCUACUGGAUUCUACAAAACACCUGGAAUUGGAUAUGAUUUUAAAACAGGAAAAGGAAACCCGUUUAAUUACUUUACAACUGGGGUAGCUUGUUCUGAGGUAGAAAUAGAUUGUUUGACAGGUGACCAUCAGGUGUUGAGGACAGAUAUUGUUAUGGACGUUGGUAUGAGUUUAAAUCCUGCCAUAGAUAUUGGACAAAUCGAAGGAGCUUUUACUCAGGGAUAUGGUAUGAUGAUGAUGGAACAGCAGAAGAUCUCACCUAAAGGUUUCCUGUUUACACGAGGACCUGGCAAUUAUAAGAUACCUGGUUUUGGUGACAUUCCAGUAGAGUUUAAUGUCACCUUGCUCAAAGGCAGCAUCAAUGAACGAGCUGUGUAUUCUUCAAAGGCUAUUGGAGAACCGCCUCUGUUCCUUUCCUCAUCAGUAUUCUUUGCGGUCAAGGAUGCUAUAGCUUCAGCUCGUGCAGAUGCGGGUUACCAUGGUAACUUUACAUUACCAAGUCCAGCAACACCGGAACGUAUUAGAAUGUCCUGUGAGGAUCAGUUUACAGACUUGUUUCCCAAGGCAAAAGCUGGGACCUACACACCAUGGUUCGUAGAGCUGUAGUGGAACUGUUUGUAUUAAAUGUUGACUUGUUAUAUAUAGAACAUCAACUUGUUCAAUACACACCAUGGUUCAUAGAAUUGUAGUGGAUUUGUUUGUUUGUUAUAUAUAGACCAUCAGAUUGUUCACUUAGACCAGGGUUAAAAAACAGCUUGUUUGCUUACACCAGGGUUAGAAAACCAGCUUGUUUAAGGCCCUGUCACACUAGGAUGCGAUUUCACUGCGUUCGCACGGCGUUGUUAAAUUUAACAAAGCGCCGCGAGGUCGCAAUAAAAAAUGUAAUAUUGUUGAUGUCAUGAAGACUGCACGGCGUCUUCACGGCGAUCAUUGCGAUGCUACGGAGCUUCGAUGGCGUUUUAGUUGGCGAUUGUCUACAUUCGGACUGCGCUUCUAUGACGUUCUAUGCGCUUUCACUGCGCAUUUACGGCGCUCUUGAGGCGCUCACACUGCGUUGAAAUCGUAAAGCUCCGUGAAAGCUCCGUACACACGCAGUUUAAGCGCGGUAAAGAUGUCGCACAGUCUCCGUACAAGCGCCGUGGAUAACCACGGCGUUCAUUCGGCGUUCCUUUUGCACUUUCGCAGCGCUCCUGUUGCGUUGUAGGAUAUGCUACUGAGUUGCUACGGCGUCCUUACUGCAAUGCUACUGCGCUCAUUUUAGAACGCCGAGCGACGGCGUUUGUUUUGAGCAUGUUCAAAAUGCGUGCCGUUGGUCGGCGUUCUAUGCGAUGCCACUACGAUGCUACGGCGAUGCUGUGGCGAUGUUUGCGAUCUUACUGCGCUCACCUCGGCGUUCUGAAUUUUCUUUGGACGCCGUGAGAACGCCGUCCUAGUGUGACAGGGGUUUUACAGACAUCAGGGUUAGAAAACCAGCUUGUUUGCUGACACCAGAGUUAGAAAACCAGUUUUUUGCUAACACCAUGGUUAGAAAACCAGUUUGUUUGCUAACACCAGGUUUAAAAAACCAGUUUGUUUGCUUACACCAGGGUUAGAAAACCAGCUUGUUUGCUUACACUAGGGUUAGAAAAACAGCUUGUUUGCUUACACCAGGGUUAGAAAACCAGCUUGUUUGCUGACACGAGAUAAGAAAACCAGCUAGUUUACUUGCACGAGGUUAGAAAACCAGCUUGUUUGCUUACACAAGAUUUACAAAACCAGCUUGUUUGCUGACACCAGGGUUAGAAAACCUACUUGUUUGCUUUCACCAGGGUUAGAAAACUAGCUUGUUUGCUUUCACCAGGGUUUUUAAAAAAUUCACCCCACCUGUUAUUGUAAAUAAAUUGUUAUUUGAUUGGUUAAUGGGUUGUAUAAUUAUGCAUCAGUUUCGAGUCAAGAAAACCAUUUUUCUGUGAUAUUUACAAUGAUUAAUUACCAUGCUUUGUGUUUAUUUGUUAAAUUUUGAUACAGGGCAUUUUUUUGUGGGAAGAUAUUAAAAUUGGUGCAGGGACGGCAUCAUAGUUGCUGUUUUAUUCUUUUUUUUGUUUCUGUAGUUUUCCUUAUUGCUCAAAUAUGUGUUAAAGAAAUUUAGUUAGUGGUAGUUUUAGUAGUAAUUGUUAGAGUACUAGAAUGAAAUUGUUCAACAAAGAUGAUAUUAUAAAAUUUAUGAACCAGUUAAUUGAUUUGGUGUCUUGUUAUAUAUUUUUCCUUUCAUUGACUAUUACAUAGUCAUACUGGUACAUGAACAUUUACUCAUUGUUUUCUGUCUAAAGUAUGUUUGUGUAUUUAGAUAAUCAAGAAGUUUGAUAUAUAGUAUAUUGUUGGUGUUUUAUUAUUACAAACAAAAAAUGGUAUAUCUAUGAAAUAACAAUCAUAUCAGUGGUUGAAUGCAAAACUGUUGUAAGUCCUUCUUUUCAUAUAAGUCACUGCAGUUUUGCGGUCAACCCCGAUAUGUACAUCCAGCAGGGCUGGCAAAAUCUGGUUUUGACUUAUUUUUCCAUUGUUAUCUUACAAUUUCUUAACUUUGUCCGUAUGAUAUUGAUAUAGUAAGUUCUUGAUAAUUUCCACUUGUCCGUCUGUACAGGUUGUGAGAAACCUGCAAUACAAACAAUUGAUUUUUACCUCCCUUGGUCCAUAGAGGAGUGUAUAAUGUGAUCAGAUUAAAAAAUUUUGUCAUAUUUUUUUCUGAUGUUUUUUUUUUAAAGAGUGUUAUUAUUACCAAGGUUAUAUUAUGUGUAUACAGUGUUAUGUGACUUAUCACAACGGGUUCCAUUCUGUUUCAAAGUCAGACUCAUUUUCAAGAUGUGUUGAAAUAUAAAAUAUAAAGGGUUGUCAAAAAUGUUAAACGGUAUAAGUCAGUAUACAAAAGGUAGUUAGGUUAUUUAAAUUCUCCUACAUAGAUAUUAUAUAGUAAAUAUCUAAUAAUAAGACAUUUGACCUUUUGCGUUUUUUGACCUUCACAUUGAAGGUCACUUUGGCACCGAGUUACGAUAUUAUAAAAUAAGUAUAUUUUGACAUUUAUUGUACAUGUAUGUACACUGUAUGGUAUUACGAGAUGAUGUAAUCAGAAUUUAUGUUAUACGGGAAAGACAACUAGUCUUCAGUUUUUCUGUUUUAGGGUCUUUAUUUAUUGUUACGGAAUUUUUAUGUACUUGUACAUAGUCACUUAUAGUCAUUGGUUAGUUUUUGUGAUUAUACUUUUAUUAUUUCAUCAUAUUUAUAUUUUAUUAUGUUAAUAUAAACAAGAACAGUAUAGGAAAAUCAAUUAUUUUAUGUUCAAGAUAUAGAAGAUAAUGACAGAUUUAAAAUAUAUCUGUUGAAGCAGCAUCCUGAUUUUUAUGAAAAUUUUGAAUAUGUAUUUAAAGGUAAUAUAUUGUAAAGUGAACAAAGAAAAUAAUUAACAAAUUACAAACGGCACUUAAUAUCCCCAUAAAUUACCGAAAAGUUGUUAAAAUAUGCUAAAUAGCUUUUCCUGCAAACAGUAGAAAUAUGAUGAUAAUGACUGCAAGGUCAGUCAUUAAUCACACAUUAGUUAUAAAUUAUUUAUUGAAUAUUUAAUCUUUUUACUUUUCUUACGAUCUUAGUAGGUUUUUCCCAAAGAUUGAUUUUAUUGAAAUAUUUUUGGCUCAUCUGGAGGCAUGCAGCUUUAAAAACAAAGCACGCCUCCAUAGUUUUGCUUUUUAUUCUGAAAAAAGGAAUUAAAUUAGUUGCCCAAAUGCAUUUUCUUUAGCCAAAGAUCAUGAUUGUCCUAUCUACAGAAGUAACCCAAAAACUGGCAAAAUAUCACAAAAUAGCAUUUUCAUUACUGGGUUUACAACACAUUUCUAAAACUAAUAAUAUACUUUUUUGAUUUUGAUAUUUGGAAAAUUUAUUUGUUAAGCCUAUUUUAGAUGACUUGAUUUUGUUGUUUAAUGUAUACAUUAAGAUAUAACAAAGAGAAUGAUUAUUAUUUUAACCACAACUCUAAUUAAAUGAAAGCCUUGUCCAGCUUCCAUCAGUAUCAAUGUUUGGGAUGAAAAUAAAGCCAACUGUAUAUUGCCUGGCCAGACUGAACCGAUAUACAGGCUGGCCUGGCGUCUUAAAGGUAACAAUGAUAAUGUAUUCAUAACACAGUUCCCAAAUACAAUAUAAAAUAUAGUGAAGAGUAUUUUCAUCCCGAUAGAUCUCAAAUAGUCUAUUCUUUGUUGUUAGAAAACUUGUUUUAAUUGCAGGUCUUAGUUAACCUGGUUAACUCGUAUAUUUUAUAACGGAUAGAAAUAUUUUGUAGUACUAUUAUAUAGAGAGUAGAUAAUCUAUUAGAAAUAAAAUAUGAAGGGAAAAUUA